AUGUCGCCGCUUUUUGCCCAGCUCCGCACUUUUCCGUCACGUUGGUAUGUGAAAUGGCUCACGGACGUUGGUACUCUACUGAAAGGGAUCGGGACCAUCCAGCUGCGCUGCGUCUUCAUGGCACACCCGCUUGCAUGUAUCUCCUCACUUCUCUCGCGUUGUGGCAUCGCUCUCCUCCUCCUGGUUGUCUCUUCGCUUGUGCGCACCCCCUCCUCGGACACUUGCUGGCACUUGCGAUGUGCGCUGCUUUGCUCCUCAAAGCCUCUGAUGUACACUCGCCACUCUGCUUCCUCCUUUCUUUCUCACACUGUUCACAAUCGCCCCAAUAAUCCCAACCACGCAUACGCACCUCUGUGCAUCAGUAUAUCUACUCCCUACACCUCUGAGAACGGAGAGGCCCACGUACUCCUCAUUCACGUGUUGCGCUGGGGUGUAGGCCCUUGCCCAUCCUCCCUAUACGUAGUGCUUCUCUUGUACCGUGGCAGGAGAAACAUGCAGACGGCCACUGCUCCUUUCAUCCUGCGCUCCUUGUACAAGGAUGCUCACAUUAGCGACAUGCAAAUCGCGCGUCCGAUCACAGAGCUGAUGAUCAACACGUUCGGUGCGCAUCUCACGAAUAAGUACGACACGCACAUCCCUGCCGUAGCCUCCUCCCUCUACACUCUCUUUUCAAUGUCCCGCGUGCAGACUCUCGGCCAGGAGUUCUGCGACCUGCUCCCCGUGGUGAAGGCCCAUCCUUGGCAGACGGUAGGACCAGCACGCGUGUUCCUGCUCGCUGUGCUGCAGCUUAUUGAGCCGACGGUGGUGUUCGUGUCGGCCCGCAAGUUCUUCCCUGACAUGUCCACAGCCGAUGUUGAGGAGGUGCUGAAGAAGGUGGUGCUCUGUGCGCUAUUCCUCUUUGAGCGUUUUGGCACUCUUCCUCAUCACAUUGUACGCAUUCGAUUCCUGAGCCUGAAGCCGUCGCGGGCCUUGCAGGACAGUGAUGGUGCCCCUGGCUCGUACGUGGUACUGGGCCUCGUGCUACUGGUGGAGCUGGUCGUGCGUCUUUGGCGAUACAACAAGGAGCGCACGUCUCGCGAGAGCAAGCGAUCGACCGAGGCAGCUGCCACCGCCAGCAGCGACGAGGACGCCGAGGACGCGCGGACUGGAAAGUGCAUGCUGUGCUUCAGCAAUCGCAGGUGCCCGACGGCGACCAACUGCGGCCACAUCUUCUGUUGGCGGUGCAUCGCUGAGUGGAUCCAGUCGAACCCACAGGAGGCGGUGUGCCCGUUCUGCCGCCAGCAUAUCACGACACAGUCGUUAGUGCCGCUGUACUUCUACGUCGCCAAGGAACCACCGCGUGUCGGGACUGCGAUGGAUGACGCCACCGCAUCUUCCAACAGCAGUGCAGCCCCCGUGUAA
Molecule: messenger RNA, 1401 nt
Organism: Leishmania braziliensis MHOM/BR/75/M2904
Lineage: Eukaryota; Euglenozoa; Kinetoplastea; Trypanosomatida; Trypanosomatidae
Exons: 1
Coding region: 1-1401 (466 amino acids)
Biological process (GO): protein import into peroxisome matrix
Cellular component (GO): peroxisomal membrane
Molecular function (GO): zinc ion binding
Source: RefSeq, a predicted model, not a curated record